AUGAAUGAUACAACUGAACUGAUAGAAGUGAAUGGACAUCAAGAUAAAAACAGUUCGCCGUCUUUCCUCCAAUUGCUCAAUGCUCCUCGAAACUCAGUGUGCAAUGCAGCGACAAUUCACAGUAUCUCAUCAUUCAGAUCCGAUCAUGUCUCCCGAAAAUCGACCGUUAAAUAUUUGGAUAAUCCCAAUCUUUUUGCCUUAGAAUUGGAGGAAAAACUAUCGCAACCAUGGAUUGAAAAUACAUUCGAGAAGCGCGAAUGCAUUCGAUUUGUCGGCCAACAAAAGAAUUCUGAACGAUGCGGAUGCGGACGUCUUCUGUCGGCACAUUCAACGGCAUCGAUGACGAGAUUCUUCGUGGCUCCGCGAUUGACACAAUUCGAAGAAAAUGAAACUUGGACAAUUGCCAAUAAUACUCAAACUUCGCCGACAGAUGCCUUUGGCACAAUCGUAUUUCAGGGUGGAGCUCAUGCUCAUAAAGCUCAAUAUGUCAGACUCUCAUAUGAUUCUGAUCCUCUCGAUGUCAUGUACUUAAUGGAAAAAGUUUGGGGAAUCGAAGCCCCUCGUCUAGUAAUUACUGUGCAUGGAGGAAUGACCAAUUUCGAAGUUCAAGAGCGAAUGGGUCGGCUAUUCCGAAAAGGGGUUCUUAAAGCUGCACAAACGACCGGAGCUUGGAUCAUAACUAGUGGAUUGGAUUCGGGAAUCGUUCGACAUGUCGCAAAAGCAUUGGAUGAAGCUGGAAUCUCAGCGAGGAUGCGCUCGAGAAUUGUCACAAUUGGAAUUGCGCCGUGGGGAGUUGUUAGGAAGAAAGAGCGAUUGAUUCGGAAGAACGAAGAUGUCCAAUACGAUGUGCACUCACUGUCAGCAAGCGCAAGUGUCGGAAUUCUCAAUGAUCGUCACUCAUACUUCCUUCUGGCUGAUAAUGGAACGGUUGGAAGAUUUGGAGCAGAUUUGCACCUGCGUCAGAACCUUGAGAACUACAUUGCAACGUAUGGUUCGAAUGGAAGGAAGGUUCCAGUGGUUUGCACGGUGCUCGAAGGAGGAAUCAGCUCGAUCAAUGCAGUUCAUGACUACGUGACAAUGAAGCCCGACAUUCCUGCAAUCGUUUGCGAUGGCAGUGGUCGAGCUUCUGAUAUUCUCUCAUUCGCUGCGAGAUACAUUGCUCCUGAUGGCACAUUCGCGGCAGAAGUGCAUGAAAAACUGAGGAAUCUCAUUAAAAUGGUGUUUCCUGAUCAUGAUACCGAUGCAUUAUUGAAAACGAUUUGCGAAUGCGCGGCUCGAAAAGAUUUGCUUCGAAUUUUUCAAUACAGCGAAGAAGAAUCGGAAGAUGUCGAUUAUGUGAUCCUUUCAACUGUUCUAGAGAAACAAAAUUUGCCCCCUGAUGAGCAGCUGGCACUGACAUUAUCGUGGAAUCGGGUGGAUUUGGCGAAGAGCUGCUUAUUCUCAAACGGUCGCAAAUGGUCGGCAGAGAUUCUUCAGAAAGCCAUGAAUGAUGCGCUUCAUUGGGAUCGCGUCGAUUUUGUCGAAUGCCUUCUUGAGAACGGAGUUUCGAUGAAAACAUUCCUGUCGAUUGAUGUUCUUGAGAAUUUGUACAAUCUUGACGAUGUGAACAGUCCGCAUUGCGUUCGGAAUUGGUUCGAAGGAUUCGAUGUUCAAACUUAUCUAACGAUUCCGAUGAUUGGAAACCUUGUCGAGAAAUUGAUGGGCAAUGCUUUCCAGCAUUAUUAUACAUCGAGGUCAUUCCGAUCAAAGUACGAUCGGUACAAGAUGUUGAGACAGAAUUCAUACUUCUAUAGGAAACGUCGAUUCAAGAAUAAGGAAGAUUUCAAAAUUGAUCAGAUUGGCGAAAAUGGAAUGACUUCCGAGAAUCAAGAGGAUUUCAGUUUUGCAUUUCCAUUCAACGACCUUCUUAUUUGGGCGGUUCUUACUAGACGACACGAUAUGGCAAAAUGUAUGUGGGUGCAUGGUGAAGACGCCAUGGCGAAAUGUCUCGUUGCUGUGCGACUGUAUAAGGCGACGGCGAAAAUUGCAGAGGAUGAAUAUUUGGAUGUGGAGGAAUCGAAAAAGCUGUUCGACAGCGCGAUAAAAUGUCGCGAAAAUGCUAUUGAAUUAGUUGAUCAGUGCUAUAGGAAUGAUCACGAGCAGACUUUGAGACUUCUCCGAAUGGAGUUGCCCCAUUGGGGAAAUCACAAUUGCCUCUCAUUGGCGGUGCUGGCGAAUUCCAAAGCGUUUCUCGCACAUCCAUGCUGUCAAAUUCUGCUCGCUGAGCUCUGGCACGGACCAUUACGAGUGCGAAGUGGAUCGAAUCUUCGCGUGCUCACCGCGCUGUUGUUUCCACCAGCAGUUCUCCAAAUGGCGUAUAAACCAAAACGGGUGAUUGUCAAGAAUGAAGAGAAUGAAGAAAAAGAAAAAGUUGGCGACAUGUCGGCGUUUCGGACCAACAGUAUUGUCAGUGCCAAUUCGGCAAUUAAUAAGAUUCGAUCGCACAACACUAAUUUUGACGAAACUCGAGAUCUUCUUGAAAGCGGCCAAACGAAACGAGUCAAAAUUGUGUCUUCUAGAAGGAACAGCGGCGGUGCUAGUGUAUACGGUAGCCAGUCUAGUAUGAUGUUCAAGAGAGAACCGAAACUCUCAAAAUUCGAUAGAUUCCAUGCCUUCUACUCUGCACCAAUCACCAAAUUCUGGUCAUGGUGUAUUGCGUUUUUGGUGUUUCUAACGGCCCAAACCGGAAUUCUUCUUGUCGAGACCCCACUGAAACCAACGAAAUACGAAUGGCUCACCCUUGUCUAUGUUGUCACAUUGUCGGUGGAGCAUCUAAGAAAAUUGUUGACUUCGGAUGGAUCUCGAAUUCAGGAAAAACUCAAAGUGUUUUAUGCGAAAUGGUACAACAUCUGGUCAUCAGCAGCCCUAAUUUUAUUCCUGAUCGGUUUCGGAUUCCGUUUGUACCCACCAUAUCGGCAUUCCGUCGGCCGAAUUCUUCUGAGCUGUAGCAAUGUUCUAUUUUAUAUGAAGACUUUCGAAUACCUCUCUGUACAUCCAUUACUUGGUCCGUAUAUUCAAAUGGCUGGCAAAAUGGUUUGGUCCAUGUGCCAGAUUGUCCUUUUGCUCACUGUCACUCUUAUGGCUUUCGGUGUAUCCCGUCAGGCCAUCACUUAUCCCCACUCAAAGUGGAGCUGGAUUCUAGUCAGAAAUAUUUUUUACAAGCCUUAUUUCAUGCUUUACGGUGAAGUGUACGCCGGAGAAAUUGACACAUGUGGAGAUGAAGGUUUAAAUUGUGUUCCGGGGGGUUUUAUUCCGCCUUUCUUGAUGGUUGUGUUCCUACUCGUCUCCAAUAUUCUUCUCUUAAAUCUUCUUAUUGCAAUAUUCAAUAAUAUUUAUAAUGAUUCAAUCGAAAGAUCAAAGGAAAUUUGGCUGUUUCAGCGUUAUGGCCAACUGAUGGAAUAUCAUGACAGCCCAUUCCUUCCACCUCCUUUCAGUAUAAUAGCACAUGUUGUGAAUUUCGUAAUGUAUCUCUGCACACUAAGAACCAAAAAAGUGAACCGUCCACGAGUGACUUCGGCCUAUUCAAUUAAACUCAUUGUUAGUGAAGAUGAAAUGAAACGUCUUCAAGAUUUUGAAGAGGAUUGCAUCGAUACACUGACAAGAAGUCGUCGAGUUCUGCAGAAUUCAUCGAAUGACUUGAAUACGGCUGAUUUAACGGAGUUGACGUGUCAGAGAGUGCAAGAUUUGAUGCAGGAGAACUUUUCUUUAAAAGGAAGAAUUUAUGAAUUGGAAACCAAAAUUGAUGUGAUAGCAGACACGACAGAACUUAUUGUGAAUUCUCUGAAAACAACUAAGAGUCAUUUUGUAUCAUCUCUGUCACUUCCUGACACUACAAUUGAAGUUCCGAAGCUUUCACAAACUUCGGAUGGAAAUCAUUUGGCAGCUGUGAACGAGGAUCGUUUGAAUAAUAGCCGGUCACCUCUGAUUGCAAAUUUGCAUAGGGACCACACUCUUCGCAAAUACGACGAUGCAAACUUCCAAGCAACAACUUUGCAGCGCCGUCCAAGGCUUCAUUCAUCGUCAUUGUCAAUUUCACAAGAUAUGAGAGACAUGAAAAACUCUGCUUCAAUGAGAAAUCUGAAACGUCAAGGUUCGUCGAUAAUUUCAACACCGUCUGAAGACGCGGGCGGAUAUGUGACAGAUGAAUCAGAUGCGUCUUAA
Caenorhabditis bovis is the source of this 4200-nucleotide messenger RNA. The record is from the annotation of a GenBank genome assembly. Lineage: Eukaryota; Metazoa; Nematoda; Chromadorea; Rhabditida; Rhabditidae.